CACUGACACACACUCACACACUGACACACACACAGAGAGAGAGAAAGUUUUGGUGUCUCUUAAGAUGCAGGGGUUUAAACAGGGUCUGUGUUUGUUGCCCGUGUUUCUCGUCAUCUGCUCCUCCAGCACUUUCAUCAUCUCAUACGUGAUCGCUGUUUUCAGACAUGAUGUCGAUGUCAUCUUUCCAUACAUAAGUGACACUGCAGCGAAGCCUCCUGAGAGCUGCAUCUUUGGUCUGAUGACGUUCAUCUCUGCCUGUGCAGGAAUCUCCACCAUCUAUGUGAGAUAUAAGUUUGUGGAGCGGCUGAGUGAGGACACACUGGUGGCGUCUCCAUGUCUUAAUAAAAUGGCUCUGGUUUUAGGGAUGCUCUCCUGCCUGGGCAUGUGCAUUGUUGCAACUUUCCAGGAAACGACAGUGGUGGAAGUUCAUGAUGUGGGAGCUCUGCUCUUCUUUGUCUCUGGUGUGUCAUACACAAUCGUCCAGGUUGUCCUCUCAUAUCACAUUUAUCCUUAUGGAUCCUCGUCGUGUGUGUUCCGUGCACGUGUGGUCAUCGCCGUCCUCGCUGUUUUGGCUCUUUUCCCCACUGUGAUUUGUGCGUUCUUUGUGACACCGACGACGCUGCAUCGACACACAGACGACAAGGAUUAUCCUUUCCAUCUGGCCAGUGCCGCGUGUGAGUGGGUCGUCGCCUUCAGCUUCGUCUUCUUCUUCCUCACGUACAUCGACGAUUUCAAACUUUUCACCUUACACGUAAGAACAGAGCUUGAGGGAUAACGAGGACCAUUUCUCGAGGUGCUGCUGAUGUUUUUACUCAGACGAGGUUCUUCUUUUGCCGUGUGUCAUGUGUUUCGCUGCAUUUCGAGACUCAUCAUUCCCACUGCAUUCCCUCGAUGAUCACUUUCGCAACCUUUGCACUCUUGACUCUGGGCCACAGCAGCGUGACACUGUGGACUCGUUCUGCUUCUGGUUUCUCUUUCCUGUUUGCUGGUCACAGCUGAUGUGAAAAUGUUAAAUUAUAAACCACUGGAACUGUACAUAGGUGCUCGUUUUAUACACAGCGGGGAAUUGUUAUCCACAUGCUGCCAAUUCCUUAACACAAGUAUUCUAUUUUUAUAAAUGUAUUGUUUUUGUAGCAUUAACGUACUGUGGUGACGACACUUUAAAAUUCACAUUUUUAUUCUCCUGUGGUGCAGCUGCGGACAAACGUCUGUAACGUGUUCGUCUUCAGUGAAUUAGGUCACUCGUGUAAUUCCUGUUAAACACACGAGGCUGGAAUCACUGCCUCAGAUACAUAAUAUCUACAUAUAUAUAUAUAUAUAAAUGUUCACUUUUUUAUAGAGAAAUGACUAAAGGCUACGAGAAAUACAACAUACAGUAAAUCUAGACUUCAUCUUACUGUCAAAUACGUUCAUACUUCUUUAUCACGACCUUGUCUGAGAAACAAUUAAGAUCUUAUAGAUUUCUAUUAUAAUAAGGACAUUUAUUUUGUUCAUAAUCGGUGGGAUUAACAUGCACCGUAAUGGUUAGAUGUUUACGUUACGUAAAAUAAAUGACUGUAAAAGGAACAAAGAAGACACAGAUAAACGCAGCCAAAUGUUUUUACUUUUCUACUUUGCUUUUUUUUAACUGUACUGCUGAACUGAUUCAUAUCAACGUUACAAUCAAUGAACUUUAACAAUGCACUUUUUCUAAGUCUGUACGAGUUUUUAUUACAGGAAAAUAAAAAUCACACUUUCUA
Messenger RNA from Solea senegalensis (Senegalese sole), 1739 nucleotides. RefSeq names its product DNA-damage regulated autophagy modulator 1 (gene dram1). Gene Ontology annotation, biological process: regulation of autophagy. The transcript is spliced from 7 exons. Bases 65 to 775 code for a protein of 236 amino acids. The record is from RefSeq and is a predicted model, not a curated record. Gene Ontology annotation, cellular component: lysosome. NCBI's taxonomy places the organism in Eukaryota, Metazoa, Chordata, Actinopteri, Pleuronectiformes, Soleidae.